Budorcas taxicolor (takin) is the source of this 669-nucleotide messenger RNA. It is a transcript of the gene VWC2L, whose product is annotated as von Willebrand factor C domain containing 2 like. Lineage: Eukaryota; Metazoa; Chordata; Mammalia; Artiodactyla; Bovidae. The record is from RefSeq and is a predicted model, not a curated record. Gene Ontology annotation, biological process: negative regulation of BMP signaling pathway. The transcript has 3 exons. Gene Ontology annotation, cellular component: AMPA glutamate receptor complex. Bases 1 to 669 code for a protein of 222 amino acids. Gene Ontology annotation, molecular function: protein binding.
AUGGCUCUUCAUAUUCAUGAAGCUUGCAUACUGCUAUUGGUCAUCCCCGGAUUGGUCACCUCUGCAGCCAUCAGUCAUGAAGACUAUCCUGCUGAUGAAGGUGACCAGACCUCCAGUAACGACAACCUGAUUUUUGAUGACUAUCGAGGGAAGGGGUGUGUGGAUGACAGUGGCUUUGUAUACAAGUUGGGAGAAAGAUUUUUCCCAGGGCAUUCCAACUGCCCAUGUGUCUGUGCUCUGGAUGGACCUGUCUGUGACCAGCCAGAAUGCCCUAAAAUUCACCCAAAGUGUACUAAAGUGGAACACAAUGGAUGCUGUCCUGAGUGCAAAGAAGUCAAAAACUUUUGUGAAUAUCAUGGGAAAAAUUACAAGAUCUUGGAGGAAUUUAAGCCCUCUCCAUGUGAAUGGUGUCGCUGUGAGCCCAGCAAUGAAGUUCACUGUGUUGUAGCAGACUGCGCAGUUCCUGAGUGUGUCAACCCAGUCUAUGAACCAGAACAGUGUUGUCCUGUCUGCAAAAAUGGUCCAAACUGUUUUGCAGGAACGACGAUCAUUCCGGCUGGCAUUGAAGUGAAAGUGGAUGAAUGUAACAUCUGUCACUGUCACAAUGGGGACUGGUGGAAGCCUGCUCAGUGUUCAAAACGCGAAUGCCAAGGCAAGCAGACUGUGUAG